UGAUAAAGUCAAGUCAAAAACUCAUUCACACGUUUUUUUUGGUUAAUAACUAUUGUUAAUAGUAAUUAACAAUAUAGCAUUUGAUCUUUAACUUCUUCAUAACAUUGUUAAAUGUUGUACCCAGAAGUUAUUUUAAGUACCCCAAAAUUAUAAAGAAACAAUGUAGUUUGCCUGUUUGUAGGUAUUAAGGUCAUUUUGAAAUAAAAUCACAUCAGAUUUAUUAAGCACUGCAGAAGUCAUCACUCCGUCUUCCCUGAAACAUCCAGAUUUUUGCUCAAUUUUAUGAUCAUACCGUAAAAAAAUAAAUUAAUAAUAAUAACUUCUCUUUAAAUUCCUCCCAAACAUCCAGAUUAUUGCUCAGUAGGUCGUACAUACCCUGCAACAGUAAUAGAACAGGUACCCCAUAUUUAAAAAAGAAUUACAGAUCUUCACAUCUUGUUCCCCUGUACUUACAUAUAUGUACUGGUAUAUACUGUACUGGUACAAAAGCUUACACGGUAACUGUGGGGUAAUUAUUCUGUAUGUUGCGGGCUGUAAUCUAAAGUGUUACCAAAAUAUUUGUAGUGCACAAUUCAUGUAGGGCUCAUUUCGAAUGCAAAGACAAUAGUCAGAGAACAGUAACUGUAUCUCUUUCAGAUCUUUUAGUGCCUCCAGUUGUAGGUAAGAAUCCUGUUGUUGAGUGUUUUUCAAAUGCCGAAAACUUAUUUGUAAUGUAAAACUGUGCUGUAACUUGAUAGAAAUUCAAAGUUCAUAGUUUUAUAAUGUAAUGACAUAAUAUCAAAUAAAAUUUUUGGUCAGAACAAUAUUCUAUAUACAAGGCAAUUUUGUCAUGUAAUGAUCCAACAUUUAGGUCCAGCUUCAGUGGAGGGUUUAUAACAUACUGCUGUUCAGAAAAUGAUGAUAUACAGAGAUGGUUUUAAAACUUAUUUUACAGAGGUUCACAGUUCCUGCUUCUCAUUAGUCUAAUCAAACUACCAGUAGAACUCCUAUUGUAACAUAUUUUCUCAUCAACCAUUAUCAUCUCAUCAACCAAACAAUGUUUAAAAUGACUGAUGGUCUGAUGACUGUUAUGGCUUAAGUUUUCCUUCCUUCUAUACACAAAGGAGGGAAGAGAAUCUUUGAAAACACAUUUUUAUAGGCUAACUUUGAAUGUACAGUAAUUUGUGGGUUUAUUAUAUAGAUUUUAUUAAAUUUGUCACAAAAAAUAAUUUCAAUAUCCCUCUUGCUUUGUGCUGCUUUAGUUUUUCCAUUUAUGUGACAGCAUUCAAUCCUAUUGAGUUGUGUUGAUGUGUGUUAAAAAACAAUGCUAAGUCUGAUCUAGACUUCAAAGUGCACAACCCCAAUGGGUCAGUACAGGAAGUUGUUCACAGGUUUUUUCUCAUGUGAGGAAGAGAAAAAGAAAGGACAGUGAUGUUGCAGGAACACCCAUAAAAAAGAUCAAGGAUUGCAACUUCACCCACUCCACUGAACCCUGCAACAAGAUGCACGAGGAUGUCAGUGUGAGGAAGAGAUGGGCUGGUGAUGAUGAAAAAAAUGAAGCCUAGUGAAGCGUCAGUGGAGGAUUUCACAAAACAGUGGGGCAAGAAAAAGGCCAGCGUUGACACCAGGACAUCAGAAAAAAAAAGAUGAGGUGUAGCAAUGGCACCAGCAUCAGUAUCCAGCCCUAAUGUAUCCAGCUCUACUGCAUCCAACGCUACUGGACCCAGCCCUAGUUAAACCAGCGCUAUGGAAUCCAGCAAGAAAGUGAUAGAGGACGAGAAGGAUGAUGACAUCAGCCAUAUCUUUAACGACGCCUCACUGGAGGAGGAGAAAAUCUUUGAGAUGGCCUCCUCAGGAAACACAAGCAGAGCUGUUUGAGGACAAGUGUCUCCAUCAUGCUGCGAUCGGUUCAGGAGGCUUCGGCUCAGUGCCGCUCAUGCCGGCUUCCGUAACGAAGACUCUUUACCAAUUGGUGCAAGAUGUGUGCACGAUGCCAGGGUCCUCAGGUGCAGCCCCUCUAUGUGCACCAGCUGUAUCCCAGGGUAUCCCCGCUUGGCUCAGCCUAUUUGUCUGAUGACCCCAUUUCGUGAGCCUGUCUGGAAUGCUGUUGAGGGCAGGUACAACACAAGGCUGUCCAGGGCAAGGUGUCCUAUUCUAAUUUAAUUCUAUAUUUUUUGUUUGUUUUUCUUGUACGGAUGUUGCUCUGCACUUUACGGCAUGCUCAAACACAAUUUGAAAAUAACACAUGCACACAUGCAAUUUUAGCCGAUUUAAUUUGAUUUGCUGACAUUGUGAAAUUGUUUAGCCAUAAGAUUAGGCCUAUUUACAGUACUAAGAACCCAUUAGAUCUCUCUGCAGUUAUUUGGUAUUUAUUAGGUUUAUCCCAUUCUAUUUAAUCCAACAUAUUGUUGUACAUUUUAUUCUACUUUGCGUUCACAUUGUUCUGCUCUUCAUGGCAUUAAAAUGUUCCUUUUAUGCUAAUGUUAAAGAAUCGUUUAAUGUUUAUUCCAUAUUGUCUUUAAUUUAUAGUUUGUAGAGAUUCACCUUAAUUUAAAAAUAUAAAAAUUCAAGGCAUGUGUUAGCCCAUUUAUUAUUUAAACCUAUGUUUUGCAAUGGUCAUUUUUUUAUAUGCCACUUUGUUUGAUGUUUGAUAUGCCAACACUUGACAGUGGCCUUGUUUAGGUCAUUUCAUUAUCAGAUUGUUUCUGUGUUGAAAAAAAAAAAAAGUUUUGUACCUACCUAUUCUGGUUUUUCUUUUACUGUAAACUAUGGGCCUUCUAUAUUCUAAAUGGGCAUAUUUAUUGUUGUUAUAAGGUUACCAUAAGGGAGACUUUUCAAAUAAUGAGUGAGAAAAGGAUGGAUACAAUACAAAUGACUGAUUCUUUUGCAGGUUCAUGUCUGUACUGGUACGUACUACCUCAACCUGAAGUCCAACACUAACAAAAGCCCUUGCUUUCUCCGACUGUACAGAGUGACUGUCCUGAUAAAAUUAAAAAUAAAGAAAUAAAAAACAAGGAUGAAAUCUUGUGAUUAAAUGUUGAGUAAAGUAGCGGUUAUAGUUUUUUAACAAAUGUACAACAAAUGAGAAAAAACAAUUCAGCUUCUGUGCUCCCGAGUAUCAACUCCUGAGCAUCAACUGACAAAAAAAAAAGUGGUGUAGGCACGAAAGAUACGUCCAACUGAAAUAUAUUAGUUUGAAAGUCUUGCUGAGUGUCAUGAAUAAAAUGGAAAAUUCGUGUCCAUGUACACAAAUCUGUAGAUUAAAUUGUGUGACUAUUUAACAAACUGCUGUGAGACUGGGCUGCGCCUCGACUGCUGUGCUGAAAUCGUUCAGUACCACAAAUCCGUAAACUAGACUACACUUGACUGCUGUGCUGAGACCAUUCAGUACCAAAAAUCCGUAAACUAGACUACACUUGACGGCUGUGCUGAGACCAUUCAGUACCAAAAAUCUGUAAACUAGACUCAACUCGACUGCUGUACUGACAUCAUUCAGUACUAAAAACCCGUAAACUAGACUUAACUGCUACUGAUAGUGGGUCUCGUACAGACUUGCUGCCCUCAACACAUCCUGUACAUAGUGAUUUGCUGCUGAAUACUGAAAAAUACUGAAGAGAAACUCACAGCUUGUUAGCCUGUUAGCUUGUUAGCCUGUAGACAGUAGACUCAGUGCUUGUUAGCCUGUAGACAGUAGACUAAGUACUUGUUAGCCUGUUAGCUUGUUAGCCUGUAGACAGUAGACUCAGUGCUUGUUAGCCUGUAGACAGUAGACUAAGUACUUGUUAGCCUGUUAGUCUGUAGACAGUAGACUAUGUGCUUGUUAGCCUGUUAGCUUGUUAGCCUGUAGACAGUUGACUCAGUGCUUGUUAGACUGUAGACAGUAGACUAAGUGCUUGUUAGCCUGUUAGCUUGUUAGCCUGUAGACAGUUGACUAAGCGCUUGUUAGCCUGUUAGCCACAUCCAAUUUCAAUCUCUGCUCCUCCCUUAGAGAUGUAGUGAAAGCCUGCUACCUCUCGUGAAUGACAGUUUCUCCCUGUCUUUUUUUGUUUCUGGAGCUUCCUGAACCACUCUGACUGCUCUGAUUUUCUCUCCUGCGGCUUUCUUUCACUUUCUCAUUUUUCAAUAUUGGUUUUCUGUUCCCAUCUCUGGUCUUGCAGUCUCUCUUUCAUCAUCAGCAGCUUUUUUAUUGUCUUAGCUGAUAUUGAGCUAGUGAAGGUUUUGCAGUCUCCUCUCAUGGAUCCUCUCCUGCUUCCCCGGGGCUUCUUCCUGUCUAACCUUCAUCUGUUCAUUUCUGUCUGCCACUUCCUGCCUGUUGUACCGUUAGGCUCUUUCCUCAGAGAUGUAGUGAGAGCCAGUGCCGUAUAAAGAGAGAGUCGUGUCAACGGAAGUUCAAAAUGCUCGUCACGUGAUUCAUGUAGACUUCAGAUAGUUCCCGGAAGUUCUCGGCGGGAAAUUUGAAAGCAUAUAGACCGAGACAGAACUGCAUUUUUUGAGAAAGGAGCACGAAUGUACGGUUUCCCCACUGACACAGGGAGGAGAAAAAAAUGGUUGUCUCAAGUCAGAAAGAGCCAUCUUACGUUCAAUGAAGAUUACAACAACAACAACAAAAAAUAUGUGAGGUAAUCAUAUUCAAACACUGUAUUUGCACUUUUUCACAAACAAAGACCACACCACCAUCGGGAAGCUUAAUGUUUGGAGUCUUCAGGCUCCAUUGAAUCCCCUGUGGUUCUUGUGAUGAAAGAGAGAGUGAGAGAGAGAAAAAGACAGAAGAGAAAGGGUUAGACACAGGCUUGGAUGGGAAAUUGCCUUGGGAGAUGAGGUGUGGUCUCUGUUCCCCAACUUUAGUUAUGGAAUUUCAUUAGUUGUUAUCAUCAGCAGGUUUUGCUGCUGAUGUUUAACAAAGUACAGUAUGACAAGUGGCAUCAGUUACUGAUGUGAUAUGAAUUUGUGUAAAGUUGUCUCAUGUUCUUGGUUGUCUUUUGGAUAUGUUAUGAGUGUAUACAAAUUGAAAAAGUAUAAAGUAUUCCCUAAUACUGUGCAUUUAACCACUAUGGAAUAUGUCAGUGGGUAGACAAAACUGAGUUGUUAUGUGUGAGAAGUAAAUUCACGUCGAUCUGCAGGCACAUUUUGAGGCAGACCAGUUUGUCAAGACCAAAAAGGGCAAGACUAGGCUAAGAGCAGAUGCUAUUCCCACAAUCUUUGCGUAUCGCCCUGUGGUCAAAAAGUGGAGGGCCCCUGCACCAUGAUGCACCCCUGCACCUAUAAGUAUAGAGCCUAUAGCUGCUGAUCACAGUUAUAGUGUUAAAGGUGAUACAGGCUGAAGUUGACAUCAGACCAGUCAAAAUGUUCUCCAAGAUUGAAGACUCGGCUGGAUGUACAUAAGUACAGACUUCCUUACCAUGUCGGAAAGACUCUUCUUUUUCACAACACCUUCAUGCAGGAUGUGGAAGCGGGGCAAGCACAGAGGAAUGCAAGACAUCAUCAUCAUAACAGCUGACAAGAGGGAGACUAACAGGAACUUGGUUGCAAUGGAGAAGGAGGGAUUCAUUAGAACAAUGAACCAACUGAAAGACAUGAUGCACUUACGCGUACCUUCAAAUGAAGGCCCUGAAGGGUGAGUCUAUACUGACCCAUACCUUGGACAUGUGGCAUGGAGCAAAAGACUUGGCCAAGAAAAUACAUGCAGUAAGAUUGUGAUCAUCAUCAGGUCUAACUGUGCUCUGACAAACUGAAUUAACACACGCUAAAAUAUAUGAAGUAAGAGGGUCUGACUUGUUCCCUUUCUAGGCUGGAGUGGUGAAAAGUCAAACAGAAAUACUUGACUGGAUGAAAGACAUCAAUCACUGUAUCACUAGCCUAUGGCGAGGUAUACUCCAUCAUGUGACAGACGUGUCACGAGUGGACUUUUGGGAGCUGCCUGCAUGACCCACUGAACAAGGAGGACCCUGAAAAGGCCUGGCCUGGAUGCAGAAAGUUCCUCCAGCCCACCUGGCACUCACUGAAGUCAUCCUAAACCCACACUGGCUGAAAGACAUGCCAGAGCAUUUAAACUUCAGGUUUAUCAGGUUUUUUCAUAAUUCACAAAACAAUGUAAUAAUGUAAUGAACUUGCAUUACUGUCUUUAUAAAAAAAAACAACAACAUAUAUCUUAAUAGGCAAACUUCUCCUAUCAAAGAUUGAAGCAUUGUGUAAAGAUAUUACUGAUUUUUUUUUGUUUUUACUUCGGACAACAUCUGACCUGGAGACCUUCCACAAUUAUGUGCUGAUGUAUGCAAGCAAACACUUCUCCUUCUCUUCCCCCAGUGUAUAAAGUAAGAACUUUGCUUGCUGCAUUAGAUUACAACCACCACAACAGCAGACCACCAGUGUUGACCAAAGAUGGCAACAGAGUUUGUUCUGCAAAGUGGGGCUUUGCUGAUGUGAUGCUGGCUUUACACCUGUGGUCUCCCCAGAUACUAGAAGAGAGCUAUCGUUGGGAAACAUUUGGGGUAGAUGAUCCAAGGAGACAUGGCCUUCUCCCAGCUAUAGAGCCACCAACAAUGGAAGAAUUGCUCCAGAGCCAUGUCCCCAGAGGAGAGGUAAACUGAAAAAAUGUAUGUAGUUAGACACACAACUGCUGCUAAUCACUGUCAUGUCUUUUCUACCCUGUGUCCUGAAGAAAGAACAACUUGGAAGGACUUCUGCUGACAGACCAUUCCAUCAAUUUUUAUUAUCAAGCUUUUUGUAAAUAUUUUUUUGCAUUUGUAAAGGAACAUAAGUAAAUAAACACUAGAUGAUAUAUUGUUGAAGAAAGCUAUUGACAUCUUUUAUUAGCUGUUGUAAUAUAGCAGUUCUUGUCCACAAAUUUUAAAAGCUGUAAAGACAUAAAUACAAAUAAAUUAUAUGGCUAAAAAUGUAUCAUAGCCGGCCAGAGAUGAAUUCUGUAUAAUCAACAUUAGGACCUGGAUAUAUGUCCUGUAUAUGCCACACGCAACAGCUUGGGAUGACAACUCGGUGACCAGCCCUCAGUUGACCAGGCUGCCUGUCUGUAUGCUGCAUGUUUGUAGUUGCUGUUGUGUUGACCGGAUUUUUGACCUGCUCCUGAAGGAGCUCAUCUUGCACUUCAGGAAAGGGGCUCCCCCCCCUCUGCAGUCCCUGACCAUCAUCCUCAGAGAGCCCCAUCACCCAGGUGGAGGAACACAGGCUACAACCUGAGACACCACCUGCUACACUGCAGAACUUCCCAACUUUUCCUUCCACCUGCUGUUCCAGUACUUCAGUGGAGCAACAGGUGGAAGUUCUGUAAAUAAUUCCUGGAGUGCUGUUAAUAACUGGUAAAUAAUAUAAGUAAUAUCUCACAGAUCUUGCUGUCUUAUUUUUUUUAAAUUUAUCUAAAUUUAAUUUAUUAUAAAUUUCUUUCUUUUUUUAAUCUGACUGAAUGAAUCGCACAAGAAUUCACUGAGCCUGUGCAAAUGGCCAAAAAGUCUCUUGAAUCUUGAAAUAUUUUUUUAAGCUAUGAUGUCAUAUUGUUAAUCAGUUUUGUUAAUAAAGUUUUUUUAAUAAUUAAAAUGGUUUGAAAAAAAACCAGCCAGUAUGAGAUGAUGUCACAAAUAAGUGUAGGGUGUAAAGAAUGUGAUGAUGUCAACACUAAGAAGUACAAGAUCAAAGAGGCAGAAUGUGAUGAUGUCACCAAGAAGUGCAAGAUCAAAGCUUUAAUCUUCAAGACAGAAACGAGCCUUCUCAACAGCAAGAGAUCUGUUAUAACCUUUCAGUAGCUCAACAUCAGCAAAGACAGAAGGAAAUAUCCGCCAAAAGAGACUGUUGGACCAGAUAGACGAGCAGAACACCAAAACUGACUCUUUGGAUAGUGAGAAAAUGUUGCUGCGAAGAAAAGCUAUGCAGUUAGAAAUGUCGAGGAAACUCCAGAACUCCAGAAGAGAGUUUGUUGAGGAGAAUACGGCAGCCACUAUGAUGCAGCAGGCUGUAACUUCAUCUCUGAGGGAGGAGCAGAGAUUUAGAUCGACCUCAUCUAGACGAGAAGCUGUGCGAUGCGAGAAUGCAGAAGUCCAGAGCAACCAGGACUGGCUACAGGCUCAGACACAGCCUGACAGCUUGCUUGUUAAGUUACAGGAGGCAAAAAAAAUUGAGCAGGCAAGACAGGAGUAUCUCAACAGGCUUGCUGCAGAUGAGGUAACACUAAAGAGGCAGGUAAGGCAACAGAUGGACGCAAACAGUGCCUUCAGGACCCACAUGCAGUGGGAUAAUGAGGCACUCAUAGAUUUGAAGAGACGAAAGGAAAAAAUCGCUCAACAUUUAGACAGAAAAUUUGAGGAAGAAAUGAGGGCUAGAGAGGAAGAAGCUCUGCGGCAGGAGAAGGAGCGGAUCCAUCAAAGAAAACUCAAAAACCUUUCAGUAGCUGAAUAUCUGAAAAGACAAAUGGAUGAAAAAAAGCUGCUGAAAGAGAGAGAGACAAUGCAGGACCAGAGAGCCGAGCACAGAGCCAGAAUGAAUAGGUUGGAAAAUGAGAAGAAGCUGCAGCAAAGAAAGAUGGAGCAGAUAGAGAGGUUCAGGAAGCUCCAGAACCCUAAAGAGAUCGUUAGGGAAAAUCUGGCAGCUUUGAAGAGGGAGCAGGCUAUAACCACAUCUCUGAGGGACGAGCAGAGAUUGAACUCAGCUGUGGCUAAGCAAGAAGCUGAAAUGGAAAAGCGGCAGAGAGAUAAGGAGGAGAAGAGGGCUGCUGUACUGAUGUCCAUUUCAGCUCACCGUGAGGAGACGAUAAAAGAGAGAGAACAGCGUGAGAGGGAAGAGCUACAGAGCGACCAGGACUGGCUUCAGGCUCAGAAAGAGGCUGCCAGGUUGUUUGAUAUAAAGGAAAAAUUGAAGACUCAGAAGAUCAGAGAAGAAAAAUGUUACUUACACAACUUCAAUGCCUCUUUAGCAGCUGAACGACGUGCCCAGUUUCAGCGACAGAAAAAGGAGGAGUAUGAUGCAGCAGUAAGAAACGCUGAAGAGAUUGCUGAGAGGGAGAUAAAACACCAGCAGUACAUUCAGCGGGAAGUCCGCGCUCUUCAGCAGGCGCCGAUCCUUCCCUCUGUGGAAACAGGAAGGCGUGCUUUGGUUGACAGGGAGGUGCCUGGCUGCAUUUCAAGAAACGGUGAGGCAUUACCCAAACUGGGUACUGCUAAAACCAAGCUUAUUAGAUUGCGUCAGGAGCAGAAUAAGUUGCAGCUGAGUUAUAGUGAGGUCGAUAAAGGCACUAAAAGAUUAACCCAUCUCCCUCCCAUUUCUAGUGCAGUUAAGCACAAUUUAACUGCACAAAAUGCAAAGAGAGAAGAGUUUGGUCCCACUUUUAGUAGAGAGAGGUGUAACUACCUCUCUACAGAUGACGCGGAGCCAUUUCCCAGAUACUCCGGUGCCCAGAUACUUAAAGAGAGACGUGAACUCUUCAAGAGGGAUGUUAAAUAUGAGGAGACCACAAUAACAGAUCUCAGAGAGGCCGCCCUGUCCUCUAGACCUGUCCUCCCUAAAAUCCGGUGGGCCUCUGGAGUGUCAUCCAUCCCAAAACUCCCACCCAUUUGACAUGCAAGCAAGCAGACGUCCAAUGUUUAAUGGACAUGGAGCUCCUUCCUUUCUCGUCACCAACCCACCCUAUUCUCCUUCAUUUCUCUCCCUCACCUCUCUUAUCUCACCCCAGCCUACUUCCCAAUUUCCACAGAGGUGCUGAUGCCUCACAGCCAGGUCCGGGUUAAGGCCACAACUAUCUGUGAGGAGUUUCAUGAGCUUUUUCAUCCCAUGUGUGGGUUUACUCCUGGUACUCCCACAUUCCAAACACAUACUGGUCAGGUAGGAAUUGGACAUUCUUAAAUUCUAAAUAGUAAUUAGGCCUAUAUCAAACAAUAAUAAUAAGAACAGAACAGGCCUUUUUCACAAUAUGGUAACAGAAAGCAGAAAUAGAGAAACUAUUUGUCACGCCACUACAAGCUUUUGUAAGCCCCCCAUCCCGAGGAGCUCAGUCUGUUCUGAUUGGCCAGCUCUUGGGAGCUGCCCCUCAGCAGACAUCCGCAGGCUGUGGAGGCUACGUCAACAAACCGUACAACAAUUAAUAGUCGUAGGAUUUCAAUACUUUUUCUUGUUCAUUACUCAAAAUGUCAACUUCUCAAAUUCAUUCGUACAUGUUCGAGCCGGAAUCCAAUCCGAAAUAUGAGCGUGGUCAACGCAAACAACACAUGGAAAAACCUUAGCAACAACCUUAGCAACCAAGGCUACGGAAUAGACAGUCACUUAGGGGCAUGUGCAACUAUCUGG
Thunnus maccoyii (southern bluefin tuna) is the source of this 10263-nucleotide messenger RNA. Its product is annotated as trichohyalin-like. The transcript has 9 exons. Lineage: Eukaryota; Metazoa; Chordata; Actinopteri; Scombriformes; Scombridae. The record is from RefSeq and is a predicted model, not a curated record. Bases 7834 to 9537 code for a protein of 567 amino acids.